Molecule: messenger RNA, 726 nt
Organism: Arabis nemorensis
Lineage: Eukaryota; Viridiplantae; Streptophyta; Magnoliopsida; Brassicales; Brassicaceae
Source: the annotation of a GenBank genome assembly
AUGGAUGCGAAAAUUUCUGUGUCGCCCACAAGCCUCGUUGAUAAGAUUGUCGUUCCAGGUGAUGUUGUUCUUGAUUUGUCAAACAUGAGUAACCAAACAAUCAAGCUCGGUGGUGGCCUCCGUCAGGAUAAUGAUGCUAUCUCUGCCACGCGAGCUGGCAAGUUAAGUUACUCGAAGCCUAAUAAGUAUUCGAUCGAAAGUUCUCAUAAACGGUACAUUCCUCGCCCUGAUGAUCAUGUUCUUGGAAUUGUGGUAGAUUCUAGAUCAGAUAAUUUUUGGGUAGACAUAAAAGGACCUCAAAUUGCGCUUUUGCCAAAUCUUGCAUUCGAAGGAGGAACAAGAAGAAAUAUUCCCAAGUUUGAAGUGGGCACUUUGCUUUAUGUUCGUGUUGUCAAGACAAACACAGGAAUGAAUCCCGAGCUGUCCUGUACUGAUGCAAGUGGCAAAGCUGCAGCAUUUGGACCCUUGAGAGAUGGUUUCAUGUUUGAAACGUCAACUGGUCUUUCAAGAAUGUUGUUGAGUUCACCAACGUGCCCAGUCCUCGAAGCUCUAGGAAAGAAACUUUCAUUCGAGAUCGCCACUGGCUUAAACGGCAGAGUGUGGGUAAAUGCAGCUGCUCCGCGUUCAGUCAUUAUAGUGGCCAACGCGAUAAUGAACUCAGAAUCCUUAAGUGGAACUCAGCAGAGGAUAAUGGUUGAGAAAUUGCUUGCAAAAAUUUCAGACUAA